AUGUACAGCGUGGUUGCGGCUGCGCUUUUCGGCGUCGCCACUGCCUCGUCGCUGAGCAGUGUCUGCACAACCGACUAUGUGGCCUCUGUCCUGCCAACUUCGAGCGAUGACAUUCCUUCUGGUAUUACUAUCGACACUAGUUCAGUGACUGCCAGUAUCUACCGCAACUACUCUGUCUCCGAUGCUACCUUCUGGGAGGACAUUACCAUCAACUUCUGCGAGGUGUCCUUUGCCUACAACCACCAGAACGGGGAUGAUCGGAUCGUGGUACAGUACUGGAUGCCAGCCCCGGACAGCUUCGCCAACCGGUUCUUGGCCACAGGAGGUGCAGCCUAUACCAUCAACAACGGCUCCGGAGGGGCCGACAUGGCGGGCGGCGUUGCCUUUGGCGCCGCCACCGGCUACACAGAUGGAGGCUUUCCCCACUGGGGCGGCACUGACUUCGAUGAUGUGGUGAUUCUGGGCAACGGUACUGCGAACUGGCCGGCCAUCUAUAACUGGGGUUAUCAAGCCAUAGCUGAGAUGACUCAAAUCGGCAAGGCCUUGACCAACAACUUCUUCAACGUUGGGACCAACACCACAAAGCUGUACAGCUACUUCAUCGGAUGCUCGGAAGGUGGACGAGAGGCAAUGAGCCAGGCACAACGGGCCCCGGAAUUGUACGACGGUAUUGUGGCGGGAGCCCCCGCCAUGCGUUAUGGCCAGCAGCAGGUGAACCACAUCGCUGCUCCGGUGCAGAUCCAGACUAUGGGCUAUUAUCCUCCGUCGUGCGUGUUUGACACAGUCAUCAACGCCACCAUCAAUGCCUGUGACGGCAUGGAUGGCAAGGUAGAUGGAGUGGUCGCGCGCAGCGACCUGUGCUUCCAGAACUUCAACAUCUCAACCAUGCUUGGUAAAUCCUACUCAUGUGCUGAGGGCUCUACCACCAGUCUGGGGUUGGGGUACGGGAAGAGGAGAAAGAGGCAGUCGGCCUCCGUCACUCCAGCGCAGAACGGAACCAUCAGUGGCAAAGACAUCGCGGUGAUUCAAGAUCUCUUGACUGGGCUGAAAGACUCCGACGGCAACCUCGUCUACUUCCCCUUUCAGCCCACCGCCGGCUUCGGUGACACUACCGUCUGGGACAGCACUACCGAGUCAUGGACUAUCACCUCCCCAAACUCAAACGGAGAAUGGGUCACGAAGUUCCUCCACUGGCAAAAUGUCACGGAGCUGGACAUGACUGGUGUGACCAACGACGACCUGAAGGCCUGGAUGAUUGAGGGCAUGACCCUCUAUAUGGACUCUCUCCAAACUACCUUGCCAGACCUGACUCCCUUCCACUCCAAGGGAGGCCGCCUGCUGCAUUUCCACGGCGAGGCAGAUAGCAGUGUACCUCCGACUGGCUCCAUCCAUUACCACGAAUCGGUCCGCAAGGUCUUGUAUCCGGACCUCUCGUUUACGGAGGGCAACGAGCAGUUGAACGACUGGUACCGGUUUUAUCUCGUCCCAGGCGCUGCCCAUUGCGCCACCAACGAUGAGCAGCCCAAUGCCGGAUUUCCGCGCGACAACUUUGCCCAUAUGAUUCAGUGGGUAGAGGAGGAUGUCGUGCCUACCACUAUCAACGCCACCGUGCAGUCUGGCGCCAAUGAGGGCGAGAUUCAGAAGAUUUGCACCUGGCCAUCGCGCCCGUAUUGGAAGGACAACAACACGAUGAUCUGCGAAGAGAACGCCAGCUCUGUCAGCGCUAUGCUGUGGAAUCUCACCGCCUAUGUCAUGCCAGUUUAUUAG
Messenger RNA from Aspergillus aculeatus ATCC 16872, 1767 nucleotides. RefSeq lists its product as uncharacterized. Lineage: Eukaryota; Fungi; Ascomycota; Eurotiomycetes; Eurotiales; Aspergillaceae. The record is from RefSeq and is a predicted model, not a curated record. Bases 1 to 1767 code for a protein of 588 amino acids. The transcript has a single exon.